Monosiga brevicollis MX1 is the source of this 1296-nucleotide messenger RNA. RefSeq lists its product as uncharacterized. The record is from RefSeq and is a predicted model, not a curated record. Gene Ontology annotation, biological process: protein ubiquitination. The transcript has 3 exons. Lineage: Eukaryota; Choanoflagellata; Craspedida; Salpingoecidae. Gene Ontology annotation, molecular function: ubiquitin protein ligase activity. The coding region runs from base 23 to 802 and encodes 259 amino acids.
UACACACCCACACACACGCACCAUGCCUGGAACCAACAAAGUUAGCCGCCGGGACACCUGCCCGAUUUGCUUGGAUCACUUGGUGGAGGCUGGGGCCCGUGCCCUGGCAGGCCAUGUGGUGCGCCUCCGAGCCUGCGGCCACUACUUUCACCGGGAAUGCAUCAAUGACUGGCUGCAAAAUGCCCACACCUGCCCCACCUGCCGUGUGCAGCACCCAGAAGUCCCCAUGACCUGCAUCAAUCUCGGUAGCAUCUCGCUCAGCCGUGCCGAUGCCCCUGAGCCCGGCACGCUCUCGCCGGCCGUGGAGACCUACAUUGAAGCCGUGGUGGAGGCCAGCGACUACAGUCAAGCUGACAAGCAGAAGCUGCGUCUUCGCGGCACGCGGGUCGAACUCUUUGCCCCCGUUUCGUCGGCCCCGUCCCAAGACAAGGGCAAGGGCAAGGACAAACCAACCCACCAGCGCCUGCUCAACCUCCGCCUUGAAAACCUCAUUAGUUACCAUUCACUGCGGGAGGCCGUGAUCUUGAUGGAGCAGGUGGAUGAUGACGGGCACAAACGCCUGGUUCACCACAUCUUCCAAUUUGAGUCCGAGCUGUCUGCCAGCCGCUGCGUCGGCCGUUUGCGCGAUGCCAGUACCGCGGUGCUGGAGAAACUGCAGCGCCGCAACGACUCGCUCAUGGCUUCGACCGUCUCCAUUCUCUCAAGUCAAAGCGACUACAGUGACGUCAGCCUGGCCAACAGCGCCACCAGCAGCGCCGCCAGCAGUACUGUCAACAGCAACCGAAACUCCAUCAUCGCCUGAUUGUCGACAUGACCAUGGUACUCAACUAGGUGGCUUCGCGGCCGGCCUGUAUCGACCGGCCGCCUCCACCCCCCCCUUUGAGAUCUUCCUUCUUAAGCUAGCUAGUUUAGUUUGGCUCCGGUGCAACCGUCAGCGUGCCAUGCACGUGUGUACGUAUUCCAAGGUUGUUGAUCCGUGAGUUCUUCUUUAGGCUCUUUCACUAGUUCUUGUUCUUUACUCUCGUCCUUUGAAUCUCCCAUGCUUGAGCGUGCGGAGAGUCGUGUUUCUGCUUUAUCAUCUCUUUUGAUACUCUCAAGGCACCUACAGGUGACCUUGUGCCACCCUGCCAUUACUCGGCGAUUGAAUCGUCAAACCUGAGGUCUCAAAACCCCGUGUUUUUCACGCGGGUGCUGGGAAAGCCUUUGUGCGCCGUGCGCAUGACAUUGGUUUCGAUGGGUUGUUCCCAUGAAGCGCUGCAGCCAGCUCUGUAGAUGCCCGAAUCGAUUCUAUACCAC